Molecule: messenger RNA, 3086 nt
Organism: Tripterygium wilfordii
Lineage: Eukaryota; Viridiplantae; Streptophyta; Magnoliopsida; Celastrales; Celastraceae
Exons: 12
Coding region: 246-2675 (809 amino acids)
Source: RefSeq, a predicted model, not a curated record
UCCGUUAUUGUGAAAAACGGAAACCAAGCACAUGGGUCCAUUACCGGAACGACAAACGUGGCCUAGACCGACUUCUCCCUUCUUCCUCGAUCCUUAUACAGUUCGGAAUACCCAUUACUGCCAAAUCCUUAUUACGCCACACCCACCUUCUGCUUCGAACAAGGUCUUGCUCCAGAGUCUGAAAAUCCUGAUAUGAAUUCCAAUUUUUGAAUCUGGAUACUCCCCUCCCUACACAUAUAAGGAAGAUGCUCUCGAAGUUUCCCGUCACCCACUUGAAAUUAACACCCAAUUCUUCAAUUCCGUACAGAGGAGGUUUUUGUAAGUUUGGAUACUCUUGUCGGGGUUCUAGAGAUGAGAAGUUAAGGUUCAAGUUUGUGGUUCAGUCUCUUGGGGAUAAAUGGAAGCUCAGUGACAUUGAUACUAAUGCAGUGCAAGAAAAAUUGAGUUCAUGGCUGUCUAAAACCCAGCAUAUCUUGAAUGAGGUGACUUCGCCCCACAAAAACAAAAAACCUGAUCCUGAAGAUGUGGUUGAUGCUCAAGAGAUGGAGGAAAUAUUUUUGGUGGAGCAGACUAUUCAUAGUAGGACCCCUAAUGGAAUUCUUUCAUUAGCUGCUAUUGUGUCAAUCGAGCAAUUUAGCAGGAUGAAUGGUUUGACAGGGCAGAAAAUGCAAAAGAUAUUCAACGCACUUGUCCCUGAACCUCUGUGCAAGGAUGCUCGAAAUUUGGUGGAGUACUGUUGCUUUAGGUUCUUAUCAAGGCAUAGCUCUGGUAUCCAUCCCUGCCUCAAGGAACCUGCAUUUCAGAGGCUAAUCUUCAUCACAAUGCUUGCUUGGGGGGAUCCCUAUUGUGCAGAAAAUAAUUCAAAUGCCAAUGAUCCAGACAAAGCUUCUCUUCAGGGGAAGCUUGUACUAGAAGAGGCUUUUGUUCGCAUUGCUCCAGCUGUAUCAGGUGUGGCUGAUCGAUCGACAGUACAUAAUCUUUUCAAGGCUCUUGCUGGUGAUGAACAGGGCAUCUCCGUAAAUUCAUGGCUGACCUAUGUUGAUGAACUUCUCAAGGUGCAUGAAGGAAGGAAGUCUUACCAGAUUCGUGAGUUCCCUCAGCUAACAAAUGAGAAAGUCUUAUGCAUCGCCUCUAGCAGGAAGCGACCAGUUCUUAAAUGGGAGAAUAACAUGGCAUGGCCUGGGAAACUUAUGUUGACUGAAAAAGCACUCUAUUUUGAGGCAGCCGAACUACUGGGGCGCAAAGAAGCUAUGCGACUUGAUCUUACAAGAGAUGGGUUACAGGUUGAGAAAACAAAAGUUGGACCUCUGGGUUCAGUUCUUUUUGACUCUGCAGUAUCUGUUUCAUCUGGGCUUGAGUCAGAGAAAUGGGUCCUAGAAUUUGUUGACUUUGGAGGUGACUUUAGACGAGAUGUUUGGCAUGCAUUCAUCAAUGAAGUUAUCUCUUUACAUAGCUUCAUACGUGAGUUUGGGCCUGAGGAUAGUGAUCAAUCAAUAUCUAUAGUGUAUGGUGCAGACAAAGGGAAGGAAAGGGCAACUACCAGUGGCAUCUGUAGUAUAGCAAGACUUCAGGCACUUCAGUUUAUGCGGAAGUUGUUGGAUGAUCCCAUAAAACUAGUUCAGUUCUCUUAUUUGCAAAUUGCACCUGAUGGCGAUGUUGUUUGCCAAGCUCUUGCUGUGAAUUAUUGGGGUGGACCAUUAGUUACAAAGCUCGCAGAUACAGGAGCAAGCCCUUCUGAUGAGGCAGUAGAGACUAGUAAUCAUGUGUUUGACUUAGACGGAAGUACUUACUUGCAGAAGUGGAUGAAGUCUCCUUCUUGGGCUUCUAAUGCUUCCAUUAAUUUUUGGAAGAAUUCUUCAGCAGGACAAGGGGUGGUACUGAGUAAAAAUCUUGUUGUUGCUGAUGCAACUCUGGUAGAGAGGGCUGCAGCAAUAAGCAAACAAAAAUUUCGUGUAGUCGAGAGAACUCAAGCAACAAUUGAUGCUGCAACACUGAAAGGAAUACCGAGUAACAUCGACCUUUUCAAGGAACUUAUACUUCCUUUGGCAAUAGUUACAAAGAAUUUUGAAAAGCUUAGACGCUGGGAGGAGCCACAUUUGACCAUCUCUUUUCUAGCCAUUUCCUACACAAUUAUAUUCAGAAAUUUGCUCCCGUAUGUGUUUCCUACAAUGAUGAUGAUUUUGGCAGCUGUAAUGCUAACACUAAAGGGCCUAAAGGAGCAAGGCCGCCUUGGAAGGUCUUUUGGAAAAGUUACCAUCCGUGAUCAGCCUCCAUCAAAUACUAUUCAAAAGAUAAUGGCUUUGAGAGAUGCCAUGGAUGAUAUGGAAAAUUAUCUCCAGAAUCUGAACGUCACACUUCUGAAAAUUCGUACCAUUGUUCUUUCGGGCCAACCCCAGAUAACAACCGAGGUUGCAAUGGUGUUAUUGUCUUGGGCUGCAAUUCUUCUCAUUAUCCCCUUCAAGUACGUUCUUGCCUUUCUUCUGAUUGAUCUCUUCACUCGGGAGCUCAGUUUCAGGAGGGAAAUGGUCAAGAGGUUCCGUACUUUCUUGAAGGAACGUUGGGACAUAAUACCAGCUACCCCAGUUAUAGUUUUACCUUACGAGUCCAAACCAGCCAAUCGAAUAAAGGAAACAGAACAAGCAAUAAGAAAGACGUUAAAGUUGCAGGAGAACUAGAUGGAUCGCCGUCUUUGACUAUACAGCUCAUUUCUCUUCUAAAAGUCUUCAACUCUUCAUCAAUACUGCGAAAUACGACAUUGAAAGGACCCAUGCGAAGAAUAUCAUUAGUAUUCUCCAUCUCAUCAGUAGAUUUUCACUUCUAUAAAUUGAGACACUGAGACAAUUCGAAAAAGAAGAGUUUUUCUGGAGAAAAAAAAAAAGAACAGAGAGAGGCAGAAAGUGAGGAAGUGUUAUUGGGUAGCUGAGAGGAAGUUAGAAUUACUAUACAAUGAGAUGUUCUUAUAAGUAUGUUAUAUUAUUUGUGUAAGCCUAUCAUGAGGAAUUAAUCCUCUUAUUAGGGUGACGAUGGAUCUACUCUAUUGUAUUUAAAUAAAUUUGGUUUGAUUAAUUGUUAGUUUAUUUAUGCUA